Messenger RNA from Ornithodoros turicata, 1522 nucleotides. Its product is annotated as tRNA (guanine(10)-N2)-methyltransferase homolog. The coding region runs from base 66 to 1427 and encodes 453 amino acids. NCBI's taxonomy places the organism in Eukaryota, Metazoa, Arthropoda, Arachnida, Ixodida, Argasidae. Gene Ontology annotation, cellular component: cytoplasm. Gene Ontology annotation, molecular function: nucleic acid binding; methyltransferase activity. The record is from RefSeq and is a predicted model, not a curated record. The transcript has 13 exons. Gene Ontology annotation, biological process: methylation.
CAGGAAUAGCCAAAACGAACCAAUCGCGGGAUUCGUGGGAUGUCCUCGUGGUGCGCGGAGUUUCUAUGGCAAAGUGCGUGAGUUUGAGAAACAGCAAGAAAUACUUAAUAUGGUUUGCUCACGAACAUGUGCCCUUCCGAAUGCCGGAGAUUCAUUCAAUAGCUUCGAUGUUUGGGCUGUCACUACAGUUCCUUGAAGCUCCCGAAGAAGAGCCCUACGCGAUCGUGGAGCUGUCAGGCGAUUCUGAUGCAAGGAAACUUGCUUCAAGGAGUGUGCUUGUAAGAUCCAUAAUCGAACUAUGGGCGCAUGGAUCUAAAACACAAGAUGUCCAGAACCAAUUACGGCAAUAUCCAGCGGGAUUCUGGGAUUUCUAUGGUAGAGAGGACCAGUCAUUCAAAAUAAAUGUCGAUCUGUUUGGAAAACGAAAGGUACCUCGAGAUGUUAAGGUUGAAAAGAUUGAGGAGUUUGACUUCCUGCCUUUGAAAGGCCCCAUAAAGAUGGAUAACCCUGACCAUGUGUUCCACCUAAUAGAAUACUAUGGCCUCGUUCCAAACUAUAUUCCGCCAAAACCACACAUGGUCUUCUUCGGACGUUGGGUUUGUGAUGGGCAGAGAUUCCUGAAAUCUCAACUUUCCCUGAAGACGCGCAAGUUUAUAGCAAACACAUCUAUGGAUCCAACUCUCUCUAUCAUCAUGGCCAAUAUGGCUAAAGUGGAACAAAAUCACCUUGUCCUCGAUCCUUUUGUGGGAUCUGGGAGCCUUCUAGUGCCUGCUGCUUACUACGGUGCAUACGUUAUGGGAACAGACAUAGACUACAUGUUACUGCACGGUAGAGCAAAACCGAGUCGCUGCAACGAGAAACGGAGAGCAGCAGACGAAAGCGUCCGUGCCAACCUGCACCAGUACGGCAUCGAGUCCCGAUUUGGCGACGUAAUCAUCGCAGAUUCGUCUCUUCCCCUCUGGCGGGAUGGCAUUCGGUUUGACGCGAUCGUUACGGACCCUCCCUACGGAAUUCGAGAAGCUACCGAGAGAAUUGGCACCCAUAAGAAGUACACAAUCCCUGGUCAUCUUGCAGAACAACACAUUCCGUCCAAGGUUGCCUACAGCCUGAAGAAUGUCAUAUGCGACCUCCUCAAUUUCGCUGCACAGUACUUGUCUCUGGGCGGAAGGAUAGUCUUCUGGAUGCCGUUUUAUAAUGCAGACUUUUCCGAGGCCCUCCUCCCGAGCCAUCCUUGUCUGGAACGAAUUGCGUGCAGUGAACAGCCUCUGACAAAACAUUCAUCACGUUUGCUUAUCACGCUGGAGAAGACACGAGAGCCAGCUGAAACCUCCCUUGCCACAAUGUCGGAGACAGCUGACAGCUUUCGCGAAAAAUACUUUGCACAAAUGAAAACGAUCAAGAACAAUCACGAUGACGACAGCAGAUGACACGCCAUAUUUGUAUAAGGUUGUUAUAGCAUCUCAUAUUUGUUAAAAUUUGUUACAUGGAAUACACUCUGAACUUCUUUUGCGCAAGAAAAUAA